Molecule: messenger RNA, 911 nt
Organism: Pseudomassariella vexata
Lineage: Eukaryota; Fungi; Ascomycota; Sordariomycetes; Amphisphaeriales; Pseudomassariaceae
Product: glutathione-dependent formaldehyde-activating protein
Exons: 2
Coding region: 1-513 (170 amino acids)
Molecular function (GO): carbon-sulfur lyase activity
Source: RefSeq, a predicted model, not a curated record
AUGUCGCUUUCUUUCCAAUUUGAUCCCAUCUUGGGGGUUUGCGCCUGUCGCCAGAUUCGCUAUGAAUUUUCCAAACGACCCAUCUACGUGCACUGCUGCCACUGCCGAUACUGUCAACGCGAAACGGGCGCACCAUUCGCCCUGAACGCCAUGUACGAGGCCGAUUCGGUCAAACUCACCAAUCCCGACAUGAAACCCGAGAUCAUCUGCACCCCGACCGCGAGCGGCAACCCGCAGUCGAUCGCCCGUUGUCCAAGCUGCAAAGUCGCCGUUUGGAGCCACUACGGUUCACAUGGCGGUGAUCUGAUCAGUUUUGUGAGAAUCGGUACGUUGGACGAGCCGGAUCUAUUCCCGCCAGAUAUGCAUAUUUACACGGCGAGCCAGCAGCUGUGGGUGAAGCUGGGAGAUGAGGUGUUGGCGGUGGACAAGUUUUAUGAUCGAACGGAGUAUUGGCCGAAAGAGAAGUUGGAAAGGUUUGCGAAGGUGUCUGAGAAGGGUGAGAAGACAGAAUGAAGGAGUAUGUUGCUUGAGAUAUUUGUUACAAGGGCUUCGAUGUGAACUACGGAGAGCCGGUUACUCAGAGGAGGCCUUUUACCUCUGAGCUAUGUAUCGUUCAUCCAUUUGCGGUCUUGAAAAGAACAUGAUUCUACCCCAUUUGCUCAUCAACACCAGCUCAUGUCGUCGGAUAGUUUCAUAGUGUAAUAGGAUAAAAUGAUGAUUGAAACUGGUGAAUGGUGAGCUUAUCUCAAUGGUAAGAAACGCUGACUGCCGAAUUAUGGUAAAUUCUCUCACGAGUCGUCCUUGUCAAGGUUCGGGAGUCUCUUUGAGGACAGGGCCCAAUAUUGAAUAAAUAUCGUGAAAAUCGCCGAUUUUGGCCAUAAGAGGAUUCGAGUUUGUGGGGUGACGGCUAC